AUGUCAAGACGCAGUAGCCGGUUGCAAGCCAAGCAGCAGCAGCCACUGUCAUGUCAAGAAGAGUCUCCGCAAGAACUGCAGGCACCAGAACAUCUCCAGACCAGAAAAAGGAGAACAGCAGAGGAGAUUAAGAAAAGAGAAGAUGGGAAAAUUGCUAAAAAGCAUCAAUAUGAGAUUAAGAGUUGUUGGCCGCCCACGAUAACAGGAGGCGUCUCGCCUUGCAUAAUUAUUGAAACGCCUCACAAAGAAUCAGUAACCACUGACUUCUCAAGAUUCAAAAAAUACAGGUUCAGAAACCUCUUCAUAAAUCCGUCACCUUUGCCAGAACUCAACUGGGGAAAUUCCAAAGAUGUCUGGCUCAACAUCCUGAAGAAGGAGAAUAGAUAUGCUCAUUGCAAACAUUUCACAUCACUACAUUCUAGUUUGCAACCUCACAUGAGAUCAAUACUGUUAGACUGGCUCUUAGAGGUAUGUGAGGUGUAUGCACUCCACAGGGAAACUUUCUACCUAGCUCAAGACUUUUUUGAUAGGUUCAUGUUGACACAAAAGAACAUUAACAAGAGCAUGCUUCAGCUCAUAGGAAUUACCUCGUUAUUCAUUGCCUCCAAACUUGAGGAAAUCUACGCUCCUAAAAUACAAGAAUUUGCUUACGUCACUGAUGGUGCUUGCAGUGAAGAUGAUAUUGUAAGAAUGGAACUUAUUAUGUUAAAGGCUUUAAAAUGGGAACUCUGUCCAGUGACAAUCGUCUCUUGGCUGAACCUCUAUCUUCAAGUGGAUGCUCUGAAGGAUGUUCCAAAAGUGCUGCUACCUCAGUAUUCUCAGGAAAAGUUCAUUCAGAUAGCACAGCUCUUAGACCUGUGUAUUCUGGAUGUGAAUUCUUUGGACUUCCAGUACAGAACACUAGCUGCUGCAGCGCUCUGCCACUAUACCUCAAUUGAAGUAGUUAAGAAAGCUUCAGGCUUGGACUGGGACAGCAUUUCAGAGUGUGUAGAAUGGAUGGUGCCCUUUGUGACUGUGGCAAAAAAAGUCCCUGUGAAGCUGAAGAACUUCAAGAAGGUUGCAGUAGAAGAUCGACAUAAUAUCCAGACACACACAAAUUAUUUGGACAUGCUGGAAGAAGUUAACAGUGGAGUAGCAUCCACUGCCCCAGGUCAGUUAUCACCUGUGUCAACAGGAGGAAUAAUAACCCCUCCCAAAAGUACAGAGAAGAAGUGAAAUACGGACAACAAACAUCACAAACAAGAGUCUCAGAAACAGAACUUGGUGCUUCAGAACAAGACCACACUAAAGGUGACCCAUGCUCUUUACUGCUAUUCAAGACUUGGGCAGUAAAAGACGCAUCAAAUAGAGCAGCAGAUGGAAAUUGAGACCGGUGUCCUCCUACAGACUUACUUGACAAAAGAUUUAGACCAAGCAUCCCUCCCUGCUGUCACCAGAGCCUGGACGACUCGGUCCGUUCUCAGACAUGACUCAGUUCAACUCUCACCCUUCCUAACUUAUGAAUUUCAAGAACUUUUUAAAAAUGGCAAAGUUUGUCCACUUGACUUACACGUCAAACUUGCUUUAACUUGGGCUAGCCCUACAGGAGAACUUAAUGACAGCUUGUACAUAUUACCUCUUUGUGGUUUUUUUUUUUUUUCUUUUUCUUGGUAAGGUCAGAGCUUAAUGCCUGUCAGUUAGCCACCCAUGAGCUCAGGUGCAGUGUUAGAGGUCAGUGGGUAAGUUUACUUUUCUGAAACCACUCUGCCCUUGCAUUACAGCAUAGCCCAGCAUCAAACUCUAGCUCCACAUGAGGCCGAUGAACUUUAGCCCCUUUAGGGCUGCCAUAGACUUCAGUUCUAGUGUAGCACUGACCUCAGGUAAGAGUACAAGCAGAGAACGUGCUGCUGAACUGGAAGAAGUACAGUCCUGGAAGGAAGGAGUCCUAUUUUCUAAGAUCCAGCCACCAACUCUCAACAAGAACCAACAGGAUGAAAACUGGAGAGGGCAUGGAAAAAAGUGAGCCACUGGUACUCUACAACCACUCAUGUCAUAGGAACAGUACUUUAACUGUGGAGCUGUAUUUUAUCAGUGUUUAUAAAACAGCAUUAACUACUGUGUUUUCCUUAGAGUAUUCACUACCUCUGCCUAUGAGGUGCUUCACUUCUGUGCUGAAGGGACAGUGUGGGUAUCCGUCCUCCCCGUGCCCCGCAUCCAGGGACAAGUUUUACAUGACAUUGAGCAGUCCAGGAAGCUGCACUAGAGCAUCAAGUGCCACCUGCAUCCACAUUAAACUCACGCUAACUUAGCAAACUUGAAUUCACAUCUCCUUCAAACAAGUCAUUGUGGAACUAGCUGAAGUUGCUUCCAGCCUUCUGU
Pygoscelis adeliae (Adelie penguin) is the source of this 2358-nucleotide messenger RNA. RefSeq names its product cyclin E2 (gene CCNE2). Gene Ontology annotation, cellular component: cytoplasm; cyclin E1-CDK2 complex; nucleus. Lineage: Eukaryota; Metazoa; Chordata; Aves; Sphenisciformes; Spheniscidae. Gene Ontology annotation, biological process: regulation of cyclin-dependent protein serine/threonine kinase activity; G1/S transition of mitotic cell cycle. The coding region runs from base 1 to 1215 and encodes 404 amino acids. The record is from RefSeq and is a predicted model, not a curated record. Gene Ontology annotation, molecular function: cyclin-dependent protein serine/threonine kinase regulator activity. The transcript has 11 exons.